Hermetia illucens (black soldier fly) is the source of this 1362-nucleotide messenger RNA. RefSeq names its product SAM50-like protein CG7639. The record is from RefSeq and is a predicted model, not a curated record. Bases 1 to 1362 code for a protein of 453 amino acids. Lineage: Eukaryota; Metazoa; Arthropoda; Insecta; Diptera; Stratiomyidae. Gene Ontology annotation, cellular component: SAM complex; outer membrane. The transcript has a single exon. Gene Ontology annotation, biological process: protein insertion into mitochondrial outer membrane; mitochondrial respiratory chain complex assembly.
AUGGGUGCAUCAAAAUCGAAGGAUAGCCAAUGUCAAAUCAAACUACCAAAAUUUUACCGCGCUAGAAAAGACCUGGAUUUAACCAUUUGUCCGGCCAGAAUAGACAAAGUACAUGUCGCAGGGUUAAGCAGAACUACCGAGGAUUAUGUGCAACGAGUGGCAUCAAGGGUCUUCAGAGCGACUAACUUUCAGGAUGUUAUCGUCGAGUGCACAGAAGCUUGGGCUAGUUUGAAUGAGUUGGGAAUUUAUAAAGACCUGCGAGUGCAAAUCGACGUUAGUCAAGGAGCCAACGCUUCGCCAAAUGGAUACGAAGUCAGCUUCAUCGGGACGGAAUUGCCUCGAGUGGUGGGAGCGGUUGGAACAGAAGUUGGCCAGAACGAGGGCUCCAUGACUUUUGAUUUAACUACACCUAACGUGCUGGGACGCGGGGAACGUGCAACGCUACACGGAAGCUACUCCAACAGCAAAAGGACGGAUCUCACACUGAGGAUUUCUAAACCCUAUCUGCAUACGGUUUUAGGUGACUACAAGCCAGAAGUCGCUGUUGAAGUAUUCAGACAGGCAGCCAUGGUGCCAAUAAGUGCGUACAAGACCGAAAACUUCGGAAUGUUAGCCGAAUUUAAAAUGUUAUUUCCUCUGAAUUGGCGAGUUUCACACUCUUUCCAGUACGAAAUGUCAUUUCGUGAGUUGUAUGCCCUUGGAAAGCAGUCCCCGUUCUUUAUCUCCCAAAACUGCGGACCAAGGAUGGCUAGUCUACUACGGCAUAUUGCCUCCAUAGACAUGCGGGACAAUCGAAUCUUCCCGACACGAGGCGCCCAUAUGAAAUGUACAACUGAAUAUUGCGGUUUGGGUGGAAAUCUCUCUUAUUUGCUGGGGAACCUACACGCUGAGGUGAGUUUUCCACUUUUCGCUGGCUUGUCUGCCCAGUUUGUGGGUCGUGCGGGAGUGAUUAGAAACAUCGGCAAAAAUCAGCCGGAACCACCGAUUAGCAGCCUUUUUACUCUAGGCGGUCCCUUAACACUGAGGGGAUUUCAAUUCGGCGGUGUCGGCCCCCACUGUGAUGGAUACGCGAUGGGAAUGCAUUCCUAUUGGGCGACGGCCUUUCAUUUAUGGGCGCCGCUACCUUUCUAUUCGUAUUUAGGUCGAUUCGGAGAUAAUUUUAGAUCGCACUUAUUUUACAAUUUCGGAAAUUGCGAUUCGUUUAGUGUAAAUAAUCUGCGAGCUGCGGCUGGCUUCGGGGUAGCAAUGCGAAUUGGAGAACGCGCUCGUAUCGAGUGCAAUUACUGUUAUCCAUUAAACAAGGAAAAGAAUGACCGGACCCAACCAGGACUGCAGUUCGGGAUCGGUUAUGAAUUCAUUUAG